This is a messenger RNA of Micropterus salmoides (largemouth bass), 9365 nucleotides long. RefSeq names its product protein phosphatase 1 regulatory subunit 29. The record is from RefSeq and is a predicted model, not a curated record. The coding region runs from base 556 to 3414 and encodes 952 amino acids. The transcript is spliced from 3 exons. Gene Ontology annotation, cellular component: plasma membrane. Gene Ontology annotation, molecular function: protein binding. Lineage: Eukaryota; Metazoa; Chordata; Actinopteri; Centrarchiformes; Centrarchidae.
CUGUAACCCUGGCAGAACCACUGAGGACCUAGGAAGAGCAAAAUAACCAACUAAAUUUGGUGUACAACCUCAAACACCUGCCAACCUGCCUCCUGCCAACCUUCCCACACCAGAAGUUAUUCAUAAAGGAUACGCUGCAGACGAGAGAAAGGAGCACUUUUGUGUCCUGACAAAGAUAGCCGAGGAGUGAGAGAAGGGGACAGAGAGAGGAUACAGAUUCUCCAUUAUUCCAAGGGCCCAUCCAUUUGAGUCAGCCACAGCGGAAGAAAAAGGAGAGACUAUGAAGACAAGCUGUGCCACCCCGCACUGCAGCCCAAGAUAUGACAUAACAUGGGUCCCCUGCUAAUUGCCAUGAUGGUCAUAAAGCUGUGACUGGCAUUGUGAAGGUUUCGCCCCUUUUUCAGCACCCAACCCCGACCCUCUUUGGAAAUCUAUCCUAACAACAGUGUUGCUUCCCUUUCUCCUGCAAACACAACCUUCCUACCUGCCUGACCCGACAUUCCUCUACUUAAUAAUUAUAGCUUAUCCUCUUCCUCAUUUCUUUUCAUCAACAUUAUGCAGGGUGCUUCUUCCACCUCCACUCUCCUUCUUCUUAUUCUUCCCUCUCUCCUAUUCUUCUCCCACUUUCCCAACGUGGUAAAUGGGGACUGCUGGCUCAUUGAGGGAGACAAAGGCUAUGUGUGGCUGGCCAUCUGCAGUCAGAACCAGCCACCGUAUGAGACAAUCCCCCAGCACAUCAACAACACGGUCCAUGACUUGAGAUUGAAUGAGAACAAGCUGAAAGCUGUGCUCUUCAGCUCCAUGUACCGUUUCACCAACCUGACUGACCUCAACCUCACCAAGAAUGAAAUCAGCUAUAUUGAGGAUGGAGCCUUUGCAGGACAAGCCAACCUACAGGUUCUUCAGCUGGGCUACAACAAGCUGACGAACUUAACAGAGGGUAUGAUGAGAGGGCUUGGCCGCAUGCAAUGCCUCUUCCUCCAGCACAACCUCAUUGAGGUUAUUGCCAGCAAUGCAUUCUGGGAGUGCCCCAGCCUCAGCAGCAUUGACCUGUCAUCAAACAAACUUGCCCGCAUUGACCCAUCCACAUUCACAGUUCUUAGUCGGCUGAUGGUGUGUGAACUGGCAGCAAAUCCAUUCCAUUGCGGCUGUGAUCUUUACAGCUUCCUAACCUGGUUAGAGUCCUUCAACAAUGUAACACACACCUAUGACCGCCUCCAGUGUGAGACGCCCCGGGAGAUGUUUGGCUUCCCCUUACUCAUCGCUGCUGGCCAUGCUGGUCGGAAUGCCAAAAAUAUUUUGUACCAUCACUGCCGAGAUGGAGUGAUGAUUCCAGGAAUGACCUCUCUCCCACCAGAUCUGGAUGGUCCUUCUGGGCUCGGACCAGAAAUGUUCGGGGGUGUGGGGCCGUAUAACCAGCCGACCACAUCUUCCUCAUCUACUGAACACAGCUUCAUUCCCAGCAUCAAGCUCCAUCAUGUCUCAUUGUCAUCAGCCUCUCUCCUUGUGCAGAUUCCAAGGCCCUACAGCAAAAUGUAUAUUCUAACGCAAUACAACCACACAUACGUGUCUGACGUCAUGAAUUUGAAGAACAAGAAGGAGAUGAUCACCCUCAACAAACUCAAACCACACACCAAUUACACCUUCUGUGUAGCAUCCAUCCGCAACUCUCAACGUUACAACCACACCUGCCUCCAGUUUUCCACACGGGCACAAAAUCAAGAUGACAUGCUCCCCACGCCUUCCACUACUACUCACUACAUAAUGACCAUUGUGGGCUGUCUUUUUGGCAUGCUCAUUGUUUUAGGCCUUGUCUACUAUUGUCUACGUAAGAAACGGAUGCAUGACGAGAAGAAGAAGUCUAUCUGUGUCAAGAAAACUAUUCUGGAAAUGCGCUACGGACCAGAGGUGGCAGCAGCAGUGGCAAAUGAUCUAUCAUCAGUCCACAAGCUUCAGGAGCAGUCCAGAGAACAUCGCCAGUAUCAGCACCACCAUGGAGGUAAUAUCCCCAUGUCCACAUCCUCUAGCUCGGGAAUGCUCCACUCAGCCAACACCAGUUCCUCUAGACUUUCCUCUAUCCCGCAAGUAGAAAAGAUGGCUACUGCGUUUUCAGAGGCAAUGGCAACAAGUAAAGGAAACUAUAUGGAUAUAAGAACUGGAGGGGCAGGGAUGGAAAGGAUGGGAGAUGGUGGGCAUGGAGGGAUGAGGGGGGGAGACUUGAGAGAUGAUGAUGGAACUGAUGUUGGGGAUGACUCAGAUGAUGAUGGACAUGGCUCUGCAUCAGAGAUUUCCACCAUUGCCAUGGAAGUGGACAAGGUUAACCAGAUCAUUAACAACUGCAUUGAUGCACUGAAAUUGGAUGCAGCAGUGGCUGCUUCAGGGGCCUCUACUAACCCCACAGCCUCCUCCAAUCCCACCUCACCUCCCCCCACCAGCACAUCAUCCCUUACUCGUGGCCUAAUCCCACUCUCCCAAGGGGUGACCGAGACGUGCCAGGCCCUUGGUCCCAACAAAAUACCCCCCCCACCUCCUCUCCCUGCCUUGAAUGCCCCGCUCUCUGAGCGCCCAGGAAUCAGUGGUGGUGGUUUUGUCGUCACUCCUCCCUACAGGCCCCCUCCACCAGCCACUGCUGUACGUCCCAUUCAGCGGCAAAUGAGUGCAGAUGCAGCUGUGGUUAUUGUUAAUGCUGUCAAGAAACAGUGCAGUACGACCUCUUGUGGCUCCAUGAGUCGGGACAGGGAACGGGGAGGAGCAAGGGUAUAUAGUCUGGAUGUUCCUGAGCCAAGAAGCCCAGAUGCCUGUAAUCAACAACAGCAGCAGUACCCAGACCGGGCCAGUCCCGUGGGCUGUGGGGAGCCCCUGGAGAGGCUACCUUUAGUAGGGAGUGGGAGCUGCAUUGGAGGGGGUGGUGGUGGUUGCGACAGUGGUGGUGUUGGUGCCCAACAUCAGGACAGCCAGAAGCCGCACCAUUACCAUCAACAGCAACAAAUACAACAGCAGCAGCAGCAGCAGCAGCAGCAGCUGGAGGUGCAGCAGGACUACCACUGCUCGGAGCACCGCCACUCUGUCCCAGCUCUCUACUAUGAAGGCUCCCACCAGGGCUCCCCAGCCCAGAGGGUUUCCUUCCUAAAGCCCUUGACGCGCUCCCGCAGGGAUGCAGCAUCUUACUCCCAGCUUUCGCCUGCCCGCCACCAUUCCAGUUACUCUGGCUACUCCUCCAGUCCAGAGUACUCCUCAGAGAGCUCACUGCGGAUCUGGGAGCGUUUUCGUCCCUACCGGAAAGGCCAGCGGGAUGAGGCCUGUUAUGUGACGGCCGGGAAUGCCCUUCGAAAAAAGGUGCAGUUCGCUAAAGGCGAGGACCUGCAUGACAUCCUUGAUUAUUGGAAGGGUGUGUCAGCACAGCAGAAGCUGUGACUGAGGGACCACAAAUAAGCAAUGUGGGAAAAAUAAUUUGCAAACUUCUCUGAUAGGCCUGUAAGCCAGAGAAAAAUUAAGAGAAAAUCGUAGGACAAAAUUUUGCCUUUGGAUUAUUUUUGGCAUGCUAGGUGUAUAGAAUAUUGUCCUAAGAGCAAGGACUGUGAAACUGUGCCUGGGAUACGCGAGUCAUUAAGGUGUUUUCUUUUACACUUCAUUGUAGCACCAUUUCUGGAUCAUUCUCUUUUAGUGUUUAUGGGUUUUAUUAUAGCACAGAGAGCAAAUGCCAACUGUGUAAUUUAGUACUCUUUGAGUGAUCACAUUUUGUGAUCUUAUGGACCAUCUUUAUCAGUGCCAUGUUUUAAUCUAUGGGUAAUCACAGAAGGUAAACGUUGAUACCCUUCAUUUUAAGCUUGUGUGAUCAAAGAUGUUGUUUCCUGUUUUGUAUUGGGUGCUGUAUCAAUUUGCAGUGUAAACUUGGAUAUGUUUAGACUUAUAAGUGAAGGGAUGCCGAUUAGCGAACAGAGUUGUCAAAUGCAGGACCUCUCUCUCUUCUAUGAGAUCAUUCAUGCAGCUGAGGAAUUUGCAUUUCAAUAACAUCUGUCACCCAAAAAGAAAGAAGAAAUUCAAAGGACAUUAACAAACAAAGAGAGGUGGGCUUGAGGGGCCUGUAGCAUAAGAAAAUCGUGAGAGAGAUUACAGUAGAACCUUAGUUUAAAAUAGUGCUAUGAUUGCACCCUGGGGUGUUCAACACAUCUUUCCAACUAACACUCUCGCAUGGGUCAAUGAAUAGUGUGAGGAACGUUGUCCCAUAGCUAUCCAAAACCGCCCUAAACAGUAUUUGUCCAAGUAUUGAUCAGAACUGUGAGCAUAAUUUGAAGGAGUACAGAUGGCAAAAUAAUGUUUCCUUAAUGAAGGUAAUUAGAUGCUACUUACCUGUACAAUUGGGAAAUUUAACUAAUAGCCGAAUGAGCUCUUACAAUCCUGUUAAAAAAUGGCAUGAGAGAUGUGACCCAUAUGUGACAGAGAUCAAGAGAAAUUGAAAAUUGAAAUUGGGCAUAAAAGAAAAAAUGGAAGACAAGUAAGGAUACCACUGCCACUGUGAAUGUAAGCAGAUUAUAAGCAGGGUAUGGGGAAAUCUAUUUGCAUCAUUGAGCACCACAGUACAUUCCAAAUCCUUUCUCUAACAUGAAAACUGAAUGAGGCACAGAGGGAAAGGACACUUCUAAUUACUGCCAACGUGUCUGUUCUGUUAUGGAAAUUACUAUUGUUGUCUAUUGAUAACUUAAUUAGCCAACUUGUGACAGGCAUGUUCGCUUGCACUUUACUCUUCAUGAUUGUGUGUGUGGCUGUGUGGUUUACAGUGGUCAGUGGGUGUUGGCAUGCCUUGUAAGAUUAUAUUGUAUUUGCCCAAAUUUACCUAAAUGAAUAGUUGUCAAUAUCUUUCCCAGUGACUGGAUGUCUAAACACUUAUAGAUUAUUAAUGGCAUGGGCAGAUAUACAAUGGUAACUGUAUUUUUCCAGACAUACAUCACAUGACUGUGAUGCUUAGAUAUACCACUGUAGCGCAGUGCCUCUUGCUAACACAGCCAUAAUCUAGUCUCCAUUCAUUAAAAGUGUUAUACAUCCACUGGGCCUUUUCUAUUGAAAUAAUCUAAUUAUGAUUUUCCUAAAUGAGAGUGUCAUUGCCUGGCAUUCUGACAAAAGGCAUCCUUUUUACCCAAAGUGCUGUGUAGCUGUUAAAUUUUUGCAUCAUCAGCUAACAUACACAAUCGGAGACACCCUACCCUAAAAAUGUGAAAACUUAAUCAGUGGCCCUUGCUCCACAUUUUUAUUCAGGGCUAUAUUCAAGAGAAAAUAAGUUAUAGUGACAAGUUUAAUUUCAGGAACAUUUUUAUCUGUUGAUCCUCACUUGUUUAUUGUGGAUGAUGUUAUUUGGCCCGCCUCCCACCACCUUCCCGCUCCCACGGGUCCAAUGGGAUAUGGGUUUGGCACUAGCAGGACACUGAAUCUGUCCUGUUCCGUUUUAUUAAAUGAGAAAAGUCAGAAAUUGCCUUUCUUGCAGGCAGGACCUGGGUCUGCACAGCACAUAUCAACACUGCUUUUCUUCUUUUGUUGAAUAUUUGAUCUUUAGCAUGCGCUUGACUCCUUUGAAUAAAUGCAGGUCGAACUGGAAUAAGAAUGCAAAUGUGAAACGGUGGUAUAUAAUGGUAAAUCCAUAUUGAUCUAUGUAUUUCUUCAUCCCUCUUUGGUUCCAUAAAACAUCUAUCCCUGUCACUUUUUCCUUGUUUUAUUAAGAUGUUUCCACACAGUCAGGUUCAGAGGUCAUAAACCUUGGAGUCAGUGUUGUGCUGUGAGUGUUUACAGUUGAAUUGACCACAUGAGAUCAAGAGCCUCACUGUCAUCUUUUAGUAACAUGUCUGGGAUGCACCACCUCAUCCGCCUUCUUUUUAUGAUAAAGCACCAUGUGAAGAAGAUCAGUCUUGGAAAUGUUUAGUCUCCUGCUGAUCUCCUAUUAUCUGAGAUAACAAAGUUUCCAAAGGAACGUGUUACUGUAAUUGACAGACUUUCACUUAAUCAGAAAAAAGGAUUUUCUUUGCUAUUACAUUAAAGGAGUACCUAACCCCACAGAGAGAACAUGGUGUGUUAAACUUCCCAGAUCCUCAACUGCCAUAACAAGUUUACAGACAUGGACACUAAGGAUAAGUAUAACAGCAAAUUCAAAAUGAUCAGUAAUAGCAGGAUCAUUCCAGCUGCCAUUCAUUUUCAUUCACCUGACAAAAUGGAAUGUGACAGAAAAUCCUGAUUAUUACUGUUUCCAUGGACGACUUUUCAUUUCAUACAUUUUCUAUUUGAAUUAACAUAUUUAACACACUAAUGUAUUUUUCAGGAAAUAGAUUUUCAGGGGACACAUGUACAUUCAAGUGCUCUUCUGCUCAUAUUUGGAUGAAGCUCUAUGAUGAUAUGGCAUUGCUGGCUCAACAGAGAACAUUUUCAGUGUCUGUGUGAGAAGUGCCAAUCUUGCUAACAAUUUAUUAACAGUGUUUUCACCAUAGCCCACAUGAGUGCUGUUGCCGUAGUUGGAGGGGAUAUUGUGUUUCUCAUCAUUAAUAAUUACUUGAAAUCCUGCUGCCAAAAUAGCCACAAGAGUGUCAUGCAAAAUGGAAAUGAAGACUAGUUUACACAAAAUUCAAACUUGACUAGCAAGUAUUUUCUAUAACUCAGUCAAUUUUCAAACAGCAGUAAAAACAGGUACAAAUAUUAACAAAAGAGGCUAAGGAACUUGUUUUUCAGCAGCGCUGCACUCCCAAAUAAACUGUUGUUGUUGCUCCCCUCAAGCAAAGCUAGAAUUGGUGGCUUAGACCAAACAUUUGUGUUAAUUGGCCUUGGAGCUUUCGGGGUAAUUCAUAAAGUUUUAGUUUUUUGGGGGGGUUAUUGGAGAAUCAUCUACAGUUGUCACUCUACAGGAUUGAAGCUUUCAAUAAAACAGAGCACAUUCUAGGGUUAUCACCAGCUCAAAUAAUUUACCAGCUGAUUACUAACAACUAAUAACUCAAGCAGUAUCAUACCUGUUUGGAUUUUUUUGUCCCACAAAGCUAGCAUCAAACAAAAGAAAAAACUAGUCUUCCUUCCCAGCUCAUAUACUCGUGGAACCCUGGAGGGUAGCUCACUGGGAGAUCAAUGGUCCUUUUUGUAGAACUGUCCUUGUUGUUUGUCUCAGAGCCACAGAAAAGCCAGACGUGAGAAAACCACCUAAUGUGCUGUUAAUGUUCAGUCCUUUUGUGGGAGGCUAGCUCGGGUUGCUUCCCCUAUCUUGGUAUACCAUAAGAAAAUCACAGACGCUUUCAGUUCUAACAUGUUAAUCCUUUGAUGCCUUGAUUUAAAGUCUGAUCCAAUUAAACUAAACACAGUUUCUUUAAUAAUAAAUCAGAGCUCAAAAUGGGGUGUGGGUUUAUGUCUAAUCAGAUUCUAAAUUACUAAAGGAGUUAAAUGCUUCCAUUAGUAAAGACCACAUUUUUACAAAUGUGAUUAAUGCUCGAAGCACUGUCUGUCAAAGUGUGACACUGCUUCAGUGUGUGGUCAUCGUCAUUUGAGGGUAAUCCGAGGAUGCAAAUUUAAUACUAAUUACUAAUACAGAGAAAUCUGACUAACUCUUUUGCUUGACCAUUUACUAGAUCAUAUUCUUCUACAAUGAAGAACAAAAAUUUACACAAAUCUGUAGAUUAAAACUGAAAGUCUGUGUCAAAGCAGCCAGUGUUUUAACAUACAUACAGGCCAAUGUAUAGUAUGAACUAUAAUAGGUAUUGACUGAUUAUUCAACAUAUUACAAUGCACAUUAUUCUUAUUUCCGCAUUACAGAAAGAUGUGGUUGAUAAUAAUAUAUAAACCUGCUAACUGAAAUCAAUGUAGACUGGUAGACCAAUGCCUAGAUGCAACAAGAGAUGAUGAUUUAUACUGAAAGAGAGAUUUGCAAAGCUGAGUAAUUAAACGCAAUUAGUCACAACCAGGAAAAAAAGGAUGUAAGUUGAAUAAUCCAUGUCGACUUUUUCACACCAACAGCAAACUAGUUUCUUUUUUUUUUCAGGCUAUUACGUGGCAUUAGAGUGAUUUUCUCUCUCUACUACCUUCUCCUCCCCAAUACCCAUGAAAACACACACACACAGCACACAAGCAGACACACACACACACACACACACACACACACACACACACACACAGCAGACUACAAAAAUGGAACCUAUAAAAGUGAGUCACAAUGAGUCACAGUCUGACUAAACUGAAAUGACUCUUUCAUGUAAGGCAGGUAAUGGGCAAGGUCUUCAAAGAGAAGUGAGCAAUAAGAGAGGAAUGGCUGAAUUUAGGGAAAUGCAGGCAGACAUCUGGGAUAAAAGAUGUGGACGCGUGGCUACACUAAAACACACAUGUGCAUGCAUAACAGAAGUGUACUGUGGGAACAGCUCUUGCAAAACAUUCAGAUACAUAUGCAUUUCUCAUGACUGAAUGCCGCCCUCCUUUAAAGCCUUAAGAAGGACAGCUUCAUUUCCACUUAUGUUUAAGGCAGGUGACAGGCACGUAUUAGCAGUGACAGUGGGUUACAAAUCCUUUUAUUUGGUAUCUUUAGACCUUUUGUCUAAUAGUCUAUUAAGUCUAUUAGCUUACUGUGUGGGAGAUUAGCCUGUGUGAAUUAUGUGCCAAAUUUGAUAAAUGGGAAACUAUACUGUGUGUCUCCUCAUGAUAGCCACAGAAGGGCUCAUGUGAUAAAAAAAAAAGUCAAAUGCAUGCCAAUUUUAAUAUUUCUCUUUUUAAUGUGAAAUUAUAUUUAUCAAAAGAACGAAAAAGGAAGUCAGUUGAGACAAAAGAAAUAUGUCUUAGCGUGACUGAUUUCUUGGUCAUUCUUCACACUUUAGGAGGCAGCUCUGACAGUCUGAGCACUGCCAACGCUGCCUUCUCAACUGCCAAGCACUCUAAAAAGGAGUUUGAAAAAUACAAAAUCCCCAAAUUAAAUAAAAAUUUAAUUUAUGUUGAAAGCAUGCACUGACAACAAAAAGUCCUCAUCAGAAUAUCUAAUAUGUUUUGCAUCUCUAAUUGGACAACCAUGCAGGUUGACACACAAAGCUUUGUCUGUGAGCUAUUCUAUGCUCCAAAACAAGCAAGUAGUCUGCACAUGGAUGGAUUUUGAAUUUCAUUGGCAGUUGUUUUUUGAGCUGCAAACACAUUUAAGAUAGAGAAACCUCUGAUAAUUCUAAAUAAUAGGCUUUCUGGGCAGAAGAGCAUUUGAAACUCCUAAGGUAUGCCACCUGAUUGGACCGUGGACACUUUUUACACAUGUUUAUUUACACUGACACAAUAUGCAUUAACUCUGCAAGGUUUAUUUCCAAAGAUGGACAAAGGACUUAAAGAAUCUGUGAAAUAUCUGUGAAUUUUGUACACUACAUAAAAGAAAAAAAAAA